AUAUAUGGCCUUACACGGUGUCAGGCGAGACUGUGGGUUUUGUUACGCCCACUAAAGAGUAAUAAAGAUUUAGAUAAGUAAAAAUAUUUAAUCUAUAGGUAAAUAAAACAAAAUAAAUACACUUUUAAAUUGCUCGGGUUCUUUUCCAUGACGUUAAAGCUUUGCACAUUGUGCCCUCUUGUGGCAGGGAAAACAUUUGCGUACUUCCGCCCCUGUUACGCCAAAUCCGGUUGUGCAGCAGCCAUUUUGUCUGUUCGGGCAUUUCUCCCCAGUCGGUUGCGAACUGCAGUUCCACCUUCGCAAACAAUUUGAAAUGCAUUUGUAGCGGCUCUAUUUCGCAUUAGCAACGAUCCGAGCGACGUACAAAAAUUUCCGUCCGACUUCGGGAAGCUGAGGAGGGUCCUCCUCUUCUAGAAAAAUCCACAGUUCAGCGUGAGAAGCGCGGCUCGGCUCGGCUCGGACAUGUCGUGUGAGGAAAGCUACUUGGCCAUCAUACGCUACCUGACCGACGAGCGGGAGCCGUACGCGCCGGGGACGCCCGGGAACACCAAGAGGAAGAUCCGCAAGGCGGCCGCCUGCUACGUGGUGCGGAACGGGACCUUAUUUUAUCAGCGCAGGUUGAAGGGCCAGAAUGACUUCACGGAGCUGGAGGUGGUGCUGCAGGACGAGCGCAGGAAGGAACUUAUCAACGAGGCGCACAUUAUGGUGGGCGGAGAGCACCUGAACCAGCAGCUCACCUGGGAAGUCAUCUCCCAGAAGUACUGGUGGAGAGGGAUCCUGAAGCACGUCAAAGACCACAUCAGGGAGUGCGCUCACUGUCAGAGCAGGCGGGGCACCGAUGACGGCUCGGGGCAGCGAUCGUUCUCCCGACCGGGCAGACGCAGGACUGCUGCCAACUCCAACGAAGAAGAGGAGGAGGAGGAGGAAGAAGAGGGAGAUGAAAAUUUAUUCUUCACAGAUUGUUCUCAACAACAGAGGUCCAAGAUGGCGAAGGGGACGCCGAAGCAUGAGCUGGUGUUUGUUGACAGUAAAGGCGUGGUCAAUCAGUUCCUGUCCAAACACAGCCAGACCAUGUUGGACAAACUCAACGAGCAGCGUCUCAGCAAUCAGUUCUGUGACAUCACGCUGCUGAUCGAAGGCGAGGAGUACCGUGCGCACAAAGCUGUGCUGGCAGCGUGCAGCGAGUACUUCAACGAGCUCUUCUUUGAGAAAGGCGCUGCGUCCACGCACGAAGCGGUCGUCGACCUCUCUGGGUUCACCAAAGCCAGCUUCCUCCCGCUCCUGGACUUUGCAUACACAUCCACGCUUACGUUUAACUUCUGCAUCAUGGCGGACAUCGCAAACCUCGCCCGACACCUGCUGAUGACCGAGGUGCUGCAGAUCUGCGAGUCGGUACAUAAGCAGGUGGAAGAGCAGAAGCUGACGGUGUAUCAGAGGGGAGACGUUCACACGGUGUUGUCGAGCGAGCCGGCCACUCAGGAAGAGGCGAAGAAUGACUCUGAAACCUACAUGGUGACCAUAGAGAGUGACGGACAGGCAUUAGUCACGCACAGCGGCGUCACCGUGUCAGGCGAGACAUUGGCUUUUGUUACACCCUCUAAAGACGGCUGCAUCCAGCAACCGAUGGCGGUCAUUACGCAGACAGUAGAAGGAGAGGGAGUACACGAAGGGGAGGCUGGACAGAGCGAGACUGUGGCCUUGAUUGCACACACCGGGCAGGUGGAACCGGGUGAGACCGUCACUCUUAUUUCAGGGGGUGCUGAAGGUUUGGAGGGGGAGACGAUGACUGUGGUCACCCACAGUGGGCAGGCCGGGGCCAGCGAAUCCCUCGCCGUGGUGUCCGCAUGUUUGGCGAUGGAAGAGCCACAAGUUGCCGAAGCAGAAACAUUUGUCAUAAACGUGGAACCGAACAAAGAGAGCCCGCUGGAGGUCACCCAGCUGGCACCUGCAGCGGCGACGUCCACUCAGGAGGCCACUACGGAGCAACAGAGGGUCGAACCAGCGCCACUGCCGCAGAAACGCAAACGAGGACGUCCAGCAAAGGUGAGGAAGGAGGUGGAGAUAGAGGAGUUCCUGCCGCUGGAGGACGAGGAACCUUCUGCAGAUGAAAGUCACUCAGACAAGCAGGAGUUCACGUCAGAUGACCCCAACAGGAGGCGACUCCGGCAGCGCUCCAUCGCAGAGGGCGGUUACGCUCGUCUGCAUAUGGGGCUGGAGGAAGAGGAGGAGGCGGCGAAAAAAGGUUCAGCCUCACCGCGUGCUGCCACCCCGAAGGUUGGGUCGAGGCCCGGGAAGAGAGGCAGGCCGCCCAAGCAGCCUGUGGAAAGUCAGGUGGAAGCACUGCCUGAGUCUGCAGCGGAUCCAGCGGUCAGUGCUGCGGAGAGCGUUAUGGCCGAGGAAGUCGCUACUGAGGAGGCCGGGGCUCCGAAGGUUUCAGAGCCAGAGACCACAGCCAGUCAGGAGAAAACCCAGGCAGAGAGCACCGUAGACGGCGAGCACACGUGCUCCGAGUGCGGCAUGUCCUUCCAGAGACGUUACUCCCUCAUCAUGCACACAUUAAAACACGAGAAAGCUCGAGGGUACAAGUGCAGCCUGUGCAGUAAGGAGUUCCAGUACGCCGCCUCUCUCCGCGCCCACCUGGCCCGACACAAGCAGCAGAGCAGCCAGCGAGCCCCCGUCGCCAAACCCUCAGUGGAGCAGGGCUCCGAGGGGAAAGCGGACAGCGAGAUCGACGAGAAAACGUCAUCAUCGUCCUCGCUCACCAAAAGAGAAUUUGUGUGUGACAUUUGCGGAAAGACCUUACCGAAGCUCUACUCCCUGCGGAUCCACAUGCUGAAUCACACCGGCGUGCGGCCUCAUUCCUGCAAGGUCUGCGGGAAGACGUUCGCCCACAAACAUAGCCUGAAGAUGCACCGAGCGCUGCACGACGUCACCAAACAGUUCCAGUGUGAAUUCUGCAAGAAGUCGUUUGUGAGCAAAAGGAGCAUGGAGGAGCACACCAGCCUCCACACAGGUGAAUCGAAGUACCUCUGCAACACGUGUGGAGCCACCUUCCACCGAGCCUCCGCUCUCAGCAAACACCUGAAGAAGCACCAACCCAAACCCGACGUCCGGCCAUUCGCCUGUGCACAUUGCGAUAAGAGGUUCUACGAAGCCAAAGAUCUGCAGCAGCACAUGAACAAGCACAUGGGCCUGAAGCCGUUCCAGUGCCAGGUGUGCGGGAAAUGUUACAGCUGGAAGAAGGACUGGUACUCCCACGUCAAGUCCCACAGCGUCGCCGAGCCUUUUAAAUGUAACGUCUGUGGAAAGGAGUUCUUCGAGAAGGCUCUGUUCAGGAGGCACGUGAAGAAAGCCACGCACGGGAAGAAGGGCCGAGUGAAGCAGAACUUGGAGAGAGAGUGCGAGCACUGUGGCAGGAAGUUCACGCAGCUCCGGGAGUACCGACGCCACAUCAACAAUCACCAGGGAGUGAAGCCUUUCGAAUGUCUGACUUGCGGUGUCGCCUGGGCCGAUGCACGCUCUCUCAAGCGCCAUGUCCGCACUCACACAGGAGAACGGCCAUACGUGUGCCCCAUGUGCCAGGAGGCCCACAUCGACGCACGCACUCUACGCAAGCACAUGGCCAAGUACCACGUGGACAGCCUGCCUGGGAAGAUCAUGCUGGAGAAGGACACCCUCCAGUUUCACAACCAGGGCACACAGGUGGAGCACGCAGUCAGCAUCCUGGCGUCCGACCUGCCCCCCGAGCUACGGCCUGCGCAGCAGCCGGCCUCGGAGGAGAUCGAGACGGUGCUGAUCACGGAGGAGACGGUGGAGGCCGUGGAGGCCGUCCAGGCUGUGCAGGCGGUGAGCGACGGCUCGGUGGCGACGCUCUCGGAUCAGGGCAUCAUGCAGGUCGUGAACUACGUCUUGGCCCAGCAGGCGCUGACGGGGGGGAAGCUCGAGGAAACCCCUGAGGUGAUUCAGACGAUGGAGGUGGAGGUGGCUCACGUCGCCGAGGUAGAGUAGCUGUGGGCCUGAGGACGGGGACUCCCCACACAGACUGAUCACGUUGCUUCACAGUCUGUAUAAAAUGUAAAAAAAACCCCAUUCAGAUCCUAUUUUUCUGAACUUGUAAAUAGUGUAAUGAUCUCAGACUCGAGGUUUUCACUGUGUGCAUUGUCUGUAAAUAGCUAAACAAACAGUAAGUGGAUACAUUUCAGACAUGAACUGUGUUGUCGCUCAGGAGGAAUGCAGGCAGAAUUAAAGCUUUGGCUCAAACUUCUCUGAUCUGUUUUUGUUGUUUGUUUGUUUUUUAGCUAAUACCAAGAUGAUGAUGACAGCUCAAGCCUUUGUGUUCUGUAUAGUUUGUGGUUCUGAUUCUGCACCGGCUUCCUGCAGGUCAUCAAAAAGACAGAAAUGUCUUCUGUAGAUUUGCAGAUGGUAUUUUUAAAAAUCAGAGACAAAAGGCUGAGAUAGUUUGGACACGUGUACAAGGAACAGGAUGAUGUUUGUUUUUUGUUGAAUUUCAUUUUUCACAGACUUAUCAGUGUCACAGUAGAGCUUGGACCUCCUUCAGGACCAAGUCUCCCCAUCUCAGUAAAACAUUGAGGAGCUGUUUUGAAGCGGCUUGUAAUUUAGUGGUUUGCCCGAUAUUGUUUGAUUAUUUGUAUGGAAGGUAAAACUCUUGUCGAAACUUGUUUUUGAAUCCUGGGAGCCUUUUCUGUUUUUCCUUGUCUUUUGCCAAACAGCUGGCCUCCUACUUUUUGUCAGGUAUUAUAUAUAAAGUUACUGCAGGUUUUUCAAAGCCAAACAUUUCAGCUACAAACAAAGGCAAUGGCAGUUCUUCCUGUUUUUGGGUGUGCAGUGAAGGCAUCGUGUUCCCAGUAAUUUUGUUCCCAGCUGUUGACAGCCUUUUUGAGGACCAACACAGAAUUGGACUCUGUAGCAGGAGUUGGUUACCUUUGUUAGGUAACUUCAGUGUUAAGAAGGUGGUGUAGUUCUUUCCAAUGUACACAAUCAGAUCUCAGGAAAAAUGUCCUCACCAUUCCUGGAAGAUCCCUCAGACCUCCACGUGCAGAUAACAAAGGGUCUAUUUAAUUUUUUUUUUUUUAAGAGUGUCUCAGUGAUGCAUAGAUUCGUGGUAAACAAAGCACACAAUCUCUCAGUUCCACGUUGUUUUGCUUCUGUUUUGACUUGGUUAUUUCUAAUUAAUAACAUGGUGUAAAAUGUCCUGAGUUCAUCUUAGGUUGUAUUUUUCUGGUAAGACAGGUAAGCGUCUCUUUCACGUCUCUGUGCAGAUUCUUAGAAGCACGACUGAAGCACUUUCUUGCUUUUUGCAAACAAUUUUAAAGCUUCUUUUUUCUUUACACAGAAA
This is a messenger RNA of Oreochromis niloticus (Nile tilapia), 5356 nucleotides long. It is a transcript of the gene zbtb11, whose product is annotated as zinc finger and BTB domain containing 11. The transcript is spliced from 10 exons. Gene Ontology annotation, biological process: regulation of transcription by RNA polymerase II. Gene Ontology annotation, cellular component: nucleus. Lineage: Eukaryota; Metazoa; Chordata; Actinopteri; Cichliformes; Cichlidae. The record is from RefSeq and is a predicted model, not a curated record. Gene Ontology annotation, molecular function: DNA-binding transcription factor activity, RNA polymerase II-specific; DNA binding; protein binding. Bases 463 to 4008 code for a protein of 1181 amino acids.